AUGGAUCUUGGAUAUCUUGAAAUCAGUCAUAUACCUUUUAAAGUGUUUUUUAACAGGGAUGCUUUUAAUAGUAAUAAAAGGCUUCCAUCAGAACAAUGUAAUAUCGACAUAAUAACACGCAUACAUUUUGGAAAACUUUUAAAAUCAAUUACAGAUAAAAAAGGGAAUGAUAUAAAUUCAUGGUUAGAAUACUAUGGAAAUGAAUUGAAAAUACUCUUAAAUUUCAUGCAAAAAAAAAAAAUUGCAAAAACAAAACGUGAUAAAUAUUGUAAAAAUUUAAAUUACAUUUUAGAUUUUGUUGUACAAGCAAUGGAAAACUUUAAGGAUUUUGAUUAUGUAAAGUGGACACAUAAAUUUGAGGAAACAAACAAAGCUGUAUUUCCAAAAUAUACAUCAUUAAAUUGUCAAAGAGACAUUCAUAAUUAUAAGGAUAAAAAUCUAUAUAUUAAGAAAUUAAUGUAUGAUUUAUUUGAUGAUAUUGAAUAUAUGUUAUCGAAUGAGAAAAUCCGAACUGGUAAACAAUGCUUUGAAAUGUUGGGUCGCAUUAAUUAUCGAUCGGGAAUACUUAUAGGCAUAUACAAUAAAGUUCGUAAUCCAAACAUUUUUACUUUGGAUAAUAAUUUCACACUUCACACAAUUAGCAAAAAACAUCAACAUCUAAAAUGUAACAAAACACCUAAACUUCCGAAAACUGUCAAUGUUGAUGAACCAAAAUCUGUUACUGCACUUCAGAGAACCGGAACAGAUUUAUUAGAAUCAAGAGGAAGCGAAAAUGGAAAAGAGCUAUCAGAUAUAAAUGAGGACAUCCAUACACAAACCGAUUCACAACYUAAGCUAGAUACCACCUAUGCUGCUGCUUCGCUUGCAGGAAUUUCCCUAUUUGGUACUAUAUUAUAUAAGUAUGGACCCUUUAGAAAUCGGUUCAAUUCACGAAGAGGAGCAAUAAAUGGAAGUAAUAUAUUUCCUAUAGAUAACCACGUAUAUGAUGCGAACACAAUGACUAAUUUUGAAUAUUUACAAACUGGUAUACCAAAUGGUGAAUAUCAAGUUGGAUACGGCUCUGUAACAGAUUACUAA
Messenger RNA from Plasmodium vivax (malaria parasite P. vivax), 1077 nucleotides. RefSeq names its product Pv-fam-c protein. NCBI's taxonomy places the organism in Eukaryota, Apicomplexa, Aconoidasida, Haemosporida, Plasmodiidae. The transcript is spliced from 4 exons. The record is from RefSeq and is a predicted model, not a curated record. Bases 1 to 1077 code for a protein of 358 amino acids.